Danio aesculapii is the source of this 1299-nucleotide messenger RNA. RefSeq names its product NAD-dependent protein deacylase sirtuin-5, mitochondrial. Gene Ontology annotation, molecular function: protein-succinyllysine desuccinylase activity; NAD+ binding; protein-malonyllysine demalonylase activity. NCBI's taxonomy places the organism in Eukaryota, Metazoa, Chordata, Actinopteri, Cypriniformes, Danionidae. The record is from RefSeq and is a predicted model, not a curated record.
AUGUUUAUGAACCACUCCUGCUGGAAAGCGCAGUUCACAGAAACUCCAGUCUCCUGAGUGCAGGUAUGACGCGUUAUAACCGCUCCUACUUAUAGACGGGUAUAGCUGCGGUUACCGAGAGUCCGCGGAGCUGACAAACACACACCGGAGCUCACUGAAGCGCUGUUAGCGGAGGAGGCUUGAUCACGCGCGCGUGUGUGUCAGAGCUCAUGAACACACACAUGUGGAAGGCAGCAGCACACAGCGGAAGAUGGACAGCUGUCAAUCAACUCAUCCGCACACACUCAGAUAUGGCAGAGUUUCGUGAGGUUUUCUCCAAGGCGCGGCACAUCGCCAUCAUCACCGGCGCAGGAGUGAGUGCGGAGAGCGGCAUACCCAGCAUUAGAGGAGCUGAGGGGCGCUGGAGGACCUGGAAAACACAGGAUCUGGCGACGCCACAGUGUUUCUCUCGUCACACCAGCCGUGUGUGGGAGUUUUAUCACUACCGCAGAGAGUUGGCUCUGCGUGCGCGCGCGAGUGCUGCUCACCGGGCCAUCGCGGAUUGUGAGGAGCGUCUGCGCAGACAGAAGCGUUCGCUCGUCGUCAUCACACAGAACAUCGACGAGCUGCACCGACGCGCUGGGUCCACACACCUGCUGGAGGUCCACGGUAAUGUGUUUCAGACCAGGUGUUUGAGCUGUGGGAAUGUGGAGGCCAAUCACAGGAGCCCCGUGUGCCCAUCACUGCAGGGGAAAGGCUCUCCCGAUCCUGGCGUUCCCGAUGCGCUCAUACCUGUGCGAGAUCUGCCCAGGUGUGAGCAGAAGGCGUGUGAUGGGCUCCUGAGGCCGCAUGUGGUCUGGUUUGGGGAGACGCUGGACUCACACAUCCUCACUAAAGUGGAGAAGGAGCUGGAGACCUGUGAUCUGUGCCUGGUGGUGGGCACCGCAGCCGUGGUGUAUCCAGCAGCCAUGUUUGGUCCUCAGGUGGCGUCCCGCGGUGUUCCAGUGGCUGAAUUCAACACUCGUCCUACAGGGAACACACCGAGAUACAGGUUUCAUUUCUCUGGCCGCUGCGCAGACACUCUUCCAGUGGCUUUAGCUCCUCAUGAGUCUGAAGACUGAAGAUCUCGCUCAUCUCUUAGACGGACACAACUGGAAACAUGAGUGUGUGUGUGUGUGUGUGUGUGUGUUCUGGAAGCGUCUCCUGUGCCUUUGAGCUUCAUCUGUGUGUGUUUACAGUCAGUCAGUGCUUUACUGUUACCUUCUGAUCAUUCCUGCACAUUCACCAGCAUUAAACAAUAAAAGCAGCUCUCAUAUCAAA